Molecule: messenger RNA, 982 nt
Organism: Symbiodinium necroappetens
Lineage: Eukaryota; Dinophyceae; Suessiales; Symbiodiniaceae
Source: the annotation of a GenBank genome assembly
GAAGGAUUUUGCGGACCACCAAAUUGGCCUGAGCGGCGAGAAGCUGGACGAGCUAAUUGAGCUCGGUGAAGCGACACGCAAUGCCGUCCAGCGACACUUCGAUGAUCUUCAGGCGGAGAUCCAAGCUGACAGGAACCUCAUCGAGUACCACUCGAAGCAGAUUGGAGCCAACAUGCGAAGCAUAGAGGAGAACAAGGGCCGGAUCAUGUCCAAUCAGCAGCUGAUUCGUGACGAGCAGGACCGCGCCCGGGCAGAGGCCAAUAAUGCGGUCGCCCGCGUGCAGAGUUUGCAAGAGAUGCUACGGCAGGAGCUCUGCUGCUUGGGAGUUUGGGGCCUGGGCAAAAUGGAGCACAACCAGGCAGAGCGAGCCAAGCUGGAGCGUCAGCUCAGUGAGAGCCAGAAGUACAAGUCCGAGAUGGAGUCUGAGCUUACAAGGCUUCAAGAUGAGAUGACAGCAGGGCUUCAGGAGGACAUCGAUGACUUGAACAGAAAGUUUGAUGACGUUGGCGAGGCUGUUGAAAAGAUCCUUGCUCGCAUGGAGAUGCCAGAGCAGCCGACGCUUCUGCAGCAGCUGCACAAGGUCAGCGAAAUCCAGAGAAGAGGCAAUCUUGACAUCAACCUCAACAACGGAGACGUCGUGCUCCUGCGGCCCAUCAACUUCAAGCGGAAGAACAUGAAUGACCCGCCCACUGCAGAGUUCGAAAACGAGAAGGAAGCCUUGGAAAUCUUGACUGAUCUUUGCGAGCUUUGGCAGAUGUUCAAGGUCUCCAUCGUUAUCGAAGGGCACACCAAAGACAUCGGUGUCGGGACAGACGAGUUCUGGCAAAGCGUGGCCAAUAGCCGGGCUGCACUCUGCGCUGCGACCAUGGGUGUCAUGGGCGUGGAUCUGUCGCAGGUUGCAGCUGUGGGCAAGCCUGGCAAGACAGGUCUGAACAAAGCUGCCUUGGUGAUCUCUUUCGACCUCUUCCCGGACUUGGACUGA